Nylanderia fulva is the source of this 1671-nucleotide messenger RNA. RefSeq lists its product as uncharacterized. The record is from RefSeq and is a predicted model, not a curated record. Lineage: Eukaryota; Metazoa; Arthropoda; Insecta; Hymenoptera; Formicidae. Gene Ontology annotation, molecular function: catalytic activity.
AUGGAAGAAGGCAACGGGAAACCACCUCCAUUACCCCCAUCCCAAGAGAAUCACAUGACUGCGUUCAACUCGAAAUAUUCCGGAGGUUUAAAUAAUUCCCCAAUCGGAUCUCCGGGGGGAACAGAUUUGAGCGAGGUCAAGUCGGCAGAUAUACGUAAGAAGAUCAAUAUAGGCACAUGGAACGUGCGAAGUCUAUUCGAAGCAGGAAAAUUAGCCAAUCUAAUCCAGGAAAUGAAGAGACUGGACAUCGACAUAAUGGGAGUAGCGGAGACUUGGUGGCCAGAUGCAGGAGUGUGUAGUACCGGAGGAGGCGCGUUUUAUUAUUCGGGCAAUCAAGACAAGAAUCAUUGGAAAGGAGUUGGAAUUAUUGUGUCAGGUCGUUUUAAGAAUUGCAUCAUCGACUUCAUACCAUACUCAGAUAGAAUAGCGCUGAUAAAGAUUAAUGCCAGGCCAACCAAUUUAAACAUUAUCCAGAUAUAUGCGCCAACUGCUGAUGCACCGGAUGAGGAGAUGGAAAUAUUCUACGAGCAAAUAAAGGAAAUGUUGAAGCUCACCAAGAAACAUGAUAUGAAUAUAAUUAUGGGCGAUUUCAACUCUAGGAUAGGAAAAGAGAGAUAUGAGGAUCUGAUGGGACCAUUCGGAUUGGGAAUAAGAAAUGAGAGGGGCGAACGCCUGGUGCAAUUCUGCCAAGAAGAAGAUAUGAGAGUUACUAACACAUGGUAUCAAUUACCACCCAGGAGAUUAUAUACGUGGAGAUCUCCUAGAGACAGUCCGGAGAACAUAAGUCGCAACCAGAUAGAUUUCAUACUUAUCAAUAAACGUUUUGGAUCCUCAAUUAACAGAGUAAGCACUUAUCCUGGAGCGGACGUGUCCUCUGACCACAUACUACUACGGGCAACUAUCAAAAUCAAACUAACAAAGUAUGUAAAACCAGUCUCAAAGCGAGGAAUUGCCUACGAAAGGCUCAAACAAGGAGACAUAAAAACUGCAAUGCGCCAUGAGAUAAAUAACAACAUAGAGGAGAUGUUAAGCUCGAGAGGAAAUGAGCAAAAUUCAACCAAAAUAUGGAAAGAGUUAAAAAAUGACAUGAUAAACACCGCAAAAAGCCAUUUGGGAUAUCGAGAGAAGAACCGAAGACAGAACUGGAUGACGGACGAGAUCCUCUCGCUCAUGGACGAACGACGGACAUAUAAGAAUCAAGCAGAUCCACACAAAUAUAAUGAAAUGCAGAGGGAAAUAAGAGCCAAGAUUAGGACAGCAAAGAACAUGUGGUUAAAGCAAGAAUGCAAGGAAAUGGAAAAGUUACAAACCCUGCACGAUGAUUUCAAUCUACAUAAAAGACUAAAGGAAAUAGCCGGAAUAUACCGUAAAAGGACUUUUUCUGCAAUAGUCGAUGAAAAUAACAACUUAGCCAACGAUAUACAAGAGAAAAAGAUAAUAUGGGAGAAAUAUGUAGGAAGCCUCUUUGCAGACGAGAGACCAGACAGACAAAUGGAAGCAGACAGUGACAACCUCACGGGUCCAUCGAUCAUAAUGGAAGAAAUUAAAAAAGCAAUAAACACCGCAAAAACUAACAAAGCAGCAGGCCCAGACGAAGUGCCAUCGGAACUACUAAAGUUACUGAAUGAGAAGGGAUUAGCACUUCUCCUGAAAAUUUUUAACAAAAUAUAG